Coregonus sp. 'balchen' is the source of this 1796-nucleotide messenger RNA. The record is from the annotation of a GenBank genome assembly. NCBI's taxonomy places the organism in Eukaryota, Metazoa, Chordata, Actinopteri, Salmoniformes, Salmonidae.
AUGCUAAAUUUGUACAUUCUAUUUGAUUCCAUUCUAUUCAAAGGCAGCUUCCACUGCUACUCGACUUCAGCUUUCCAUAACCACUGCAACCGCCAGGGACCCACCAUACUUGUGGCCUACAAAAAGACUGGGUUUGUUUUCGGAGGUUACAUCAGUAAGGACUAUGCCGAGACUGGACAGGCGAUCCACGAUGAUAAGGCCUUUCUCUACAGCAUGUCUGACCAGAGAGAAAAGCCACUGCGUGUGUCCAGUACCAAUGGCCAGUACUGUUUCCCAGAUGCAGCCUAAUGUUGGUGCCUUGUGGUUUCUGAAUUGCAAUAAAGCACAGGUCAGUUGUAUCCCAGGAAAUCAUUACAAAGUCAAUGCUGCAGAGAUGUAUGGCAACAACCUGGUGUUGACAGAGUGUGAGGUCUACAGAGUGGAGGGUGAGUGACAGUCACCUAGGACACAUCUCACAUGGUACCCUACUUCCUUUAUAGCGGACUACUUUUUCUACUUUUUUUAAUGUAAUGAACAGGAUUAGAUUUACAGACCUUUCAAGAGAAACGCACUUUGGACAUCUGAGUAAGUAUUACUGUCUUUGAACAUAACCACACACAUGCCUGUACACCACAUACCAAAAAUAUAGCAAUUCAGUUAUUAUUGAAAGUUGUAGGAAUAGAGAACAGUUGAAGGAGACCAUCCAGAACUAUAGGCCUGAGGCAAAGUCAGUGGUUCAGGCCAGAGUUCUGUUGGUGGGUCAGGUCGGGGCUGGCAAGUCCAGCUUCUUCAAUUCCAUCAACUCUUUCUUCAGAGGAAACAUGCCAGGCCAUCGCUGGCAAUGCAGACAGAAGCCUCACCACACAGGUACGGUGUGUGUGUGUGUCUGUGUGUGUCUGUGUGUGUCUGUGUGUGUGUGUGUGUGUGUGUGUGUGUGUGUCUGAAAGCAACAUUUUAUGUGCUGACUAUCUUGUCUUUCCAUAGUUCCGUACCUUCUCCAUUAAAUCAGGGAAAGGCGGUAAGCCUCUACCCCAGGUCCUGUGUGACACCAUGGGCCUGGGGGAGGCUACAGGGGAGGGUUUGGACAUGGAUGACAUAGUCAGCAUAUACAAGGGCCACGUUCAGGACAGAUACCAGGUAUGUAGAGGCACAAUGCAAACAAACGGUUGAGGGGGACCAUUCGUUGGUAUCUUUUGUUGAAUGUCAUAAAACUGAUCGAUUAGACCAAGCAUUAUGAAUGGUCAAAGGGCGACAGAGUCGUGCCGAUGCUGACAAUAUACCAUAACUAGAUGGAAUCCCACACUGCCUGAACUUUGAUAUCCUGUGGUUGUAUUGCCUUUCACAAUAGAAGAAACUUGAGAAAGUUCUGACAGCAAAGUAGCAAGAUGUCAGGCUUUCAUAUUUAACAAGUUCAGUUCACCCUAGAACGUUGGACCAGUUCUGGAAGAUCCCUGACUCAUAAGUCUGUCUCUGUUUGUCAUUUACAGUUUAACCCCAUGGCUCCCUUGCAGCCGGAUGUAUCUGGAAAUCGCAAGCAUGCAACUCUGAACGACCAGAUCCACUGUGUGGAGGACGUGGUGGACGCCAGCAGUUUCUCUGAUGUCUGCUAAGAUGGUGGAUAAGUUGGCUGCUAUCCGCAAGAAGAGCAAUCAGAAACCGUGCCAGGGAAAUAAAACCAAUGCAUCGAUUGCUGUCAUACCUUGUCCAUAGACUGCUUACAGGGUUAGGAAACCAAUGUGUCAUUUUGUAAUUUGGGUGAAAUAUUCCUUAAGGUAAUUCCUAAAUGUGUUUGUGUGUCUUUCAGACCCAGGAGUUGA